CGUACGUCAGAAAUCCUGCGUAACUACCCACAACAAACAUGGCGGACGAUCACACAGACGCAGAUCAGUCGAUGGAGGGACACACUCCUGUCUCUGAAAACCCUCAUACAGAGUACGGUCUGACAGACAACAUCCAGCGGUCGGUGGAGAAUGAGAAAGGAUCCGAGAAGAAGCAGAAAGUUGAUCUUCAGGCGCUGCCGACCCGAGCUUACCUGGACCAGACGGUGGUUCCCAUCCUGCUGCAGGGCCUGUCGGUGCUCGCUAAGGAAAGACCUCCGAACCCGAUCGAGUAUCUGGCUGCGUUCCUCCUGAAGAACAAAUCUCAGUUCGAUGAGAGAAAUUAAGAAAACGCUGCGUUAGAAAAUUUCAUACAAUAGAAACUUUGUUCGUUUGUUUAUAAACUAAAACUGUUUUUUUUUUCUUUUUUUUUUUCUUUUUUUUAAGAAUCCAGAAUAAACAUGUUGACAUGAA
This is a messenger RNA of Scomber scombrus (Atlantic mackerel), 471 nucleotides long. It is a transcript of the gene dpy30, whose product is annotated as dpy-30 histone methyltransferase complex regulatory subunit. Lineage: Eukaryota; Metazoa; Chordata; Actinopteri; Scombriformes; Scombridae. Bases 39 to 344 code for a protein of 101 amino acids. Gene Ontology annotation, cellular component: Set1C/COMPASS complex. The transcript is spliced from 5 exons. The record is from RefSeq and is a predicted model, not a curated record.